Molecule: messenger RNA, 339 nt
Organism: Guillardia theta CCMP2712
Lineage: Eukaryota; Cryptophyceae; Pyrenomonadales; Geminigeraceae
Exons: 1
Coding region: 1-339 (112 amino acids)
Cellular component (GO): ciliary basal body; centrosome
Source: RefSeq, a predicted model, not a curated record
AUGGCGAGCCAGGGCGCGUCCUUGCAGAACUACAACAAUGAGCUGGUGAAAUGCAUCGAAGAUCUCAAGGAGAAGAGAGAGGAAGUGAACAGGCAGAUCCUGAAGGACGAGGAGGAGAAGCAGAAGAUCCAAAACGAUCUCCGCAUCCUCACUGAGCGACUUUCACGUAUCAACGACUCGCUGGCAAGGAAGGUGGCUUCUCGCAAUGAGUACGACAAGACUAUCAUGGAGACAGAGGCUGCGUACAUGAAGAUUCUUGAGAGCUCUCAGACGCUCCUCCACGUUCUCAAGAGGGAGAGCGUCAGCCUGACAAAGAAGAAGCAAAGUUCCACAGGGUGA